GAGCACUUGUAAAAGAUUGCUAAUUACUACAAAUUCUCUUCCUUCACGUUUCACAGUAAUGUGUAAAUUUGUGUAGAGAUUUGAUAAUGUAGCGUAUAGGCAUAUAUAAUUCUCGGCAUUGUUAAGGCAUUUCAAGCUUUUCGGCAAGUUCAGUCGCUUUGCCUUCGUUGAAAGUAUGAAGAUUCUUGUUACUGGGGCAUCUGGGUAUCUAGGUGGAAGGCUGUGCCGUGCAUUAUUGAAUCGAGGCUUCUCCGUUAGGGCUUUGGUCCGUCCGACCAGCGACCUUUCUUCUCUUCCUCAUGAUCCUUCUGCUCUGGAGCUCGUUCAUGGCGAUAUCACGGAUUACCAGUCGCUUCUAGAGGCAUGCUCGGGCUGCCAUGUCGUCUUCCACGCGGCUGCAAUGGUCGAGCCGUGGCUUCCUGAUCCAUCGAAAUUCAUUUCUGUCAAUGUACGAGGGUUGCAGAACGUAUUGCAAGCGGUUAGAGAGACGAAGACAAUCGAGAAGAUUAUUUAUACGUCAUCCUUUUUUGCGCUUGGCUCAACUGAUGGAUAUGUUGCCGUUGAAAGCCAGGUUCAUCACGAGAAGUUCUUUUGUACAGAGUACGAGAAAUCGAAGGCCACUGCUGACAAGAUUGCAUUGCAAGCUGCAUCUGAGGGGAUUCCGAUAGUGCCGGUUUAUCCCGGAGUUAUCUAUGGUGUUGGAAAAGUCACGGCUGGGAAUGUUGUUGCUCGCAUGCUGAUUGAACGGUUCAAUGGGCGACUACCCGGAUAUUUAGGCCAAGGAAAGGACAAGUUUUCCUUUAGCCACGUCGAUGAUGUGGUAGAAGGGCAUAUUGUAGCAAUGCAGAAAGGUCGAGUAGGUGAGAGGUAUCUUCUAACAGGAGAAAAUGCAUCAUUUGUAGAAGUUUUUGAUGCAGCUGCAGCCAUUACUGGUACGAAGAAACCAAUCUUUAAUAUUCCAUUGUGGUUAAUUGAAACCUAUGGCUGGGUUUCAGUUUUCAUCUCUCGAAUCACAGGGAAACUUCCUCUCAUCAGCCCUCCGUGAAUGUUGAAGGUUGCUCCAGACAAGUUCAUAAGUCGACUCAAGAUCAAGUAAAACUAAGAGGUGGCAUGAGGAAAUGUCUGUUCCGAAAGAAAAAAGACAAACCUUUAAGUUUUGAGUUGAGACUAAUUGAGCUGAAAGGAAUAUACCUAUCGAGAAACAAUCAAGUCAAACUCAAUCUUGAUGCUCUGCAACCUUGAGGAUCGUAAUUCUCUCUACAUUGUUCGGUACCACAUUUAAGUAACCUUAUUCGACAAUCUCAAAGGGAAUGAAAUAAACUCUAAAGAAGGACUUUUAACUUUACUUGAACAAUGCAUUCUCUACAAUUGUCUAAGUACUCUCAAACGGGUCAACUUGGAAGAUUCAUCAAAGAAGCAGGCCAACCAGGAGUGUACAAAGAGGUCCGCAAUAGUUAAGUUAACUCAAACUAGUAAAGUGACAUUAAAGAGAGAUUAGAGAGAUUUUAAAGUUGAGUUGAACAGGUUGUUAGACCAAUAAGUGGUUUGGUUAUUUGUGGGAAGUCACAUGGGGCGGGAGGUAAGAGGAAGUUUCGUAGGUAAAAGGUAGGGAAUUGAGUUUUGAUAUUGUCAUAUAUGUGUGUUGUAUUGUAUGGUUGAAUUAAGGGGAUUGACAAGAAAAGAAGAAGAAAGGGUGUUUGGAGGGCGUUGGGUUGUUAACAGCUGUGGAUAAUAAUAAUAACAAUAACAACUAUAAAUAAAUAAAUAGAACAAACAUUUUAAACAA
Molecule: messenger RNA, 1786 nt
Organism: Cucumis sativus (cucumber)
Lineage: Eukaryota; Viridiplantae; Streptophyta; Magnoliopsida; Cucurbitales; Cucurbitaceae
Product: putative dihydroflavonol 4-reductase
Exons: 5
Coding region: 176-1045 (289 amino acids)
Source: RefSeq, a predicted model, not a curated record